Symbiodinium sp. CCMP2592 is the source of this 528-nucleotide messenger RNA. The record is from the annotation of a GenBank genome assembly. NCBI's taxonomy places the organism in Eukaryota, Dinophyceae, Suessiales, Symbiodiniaceae.
AUGCCGCAGCUGGGCGGCGACGCAGAGCAAGCCGAGCUGGGCGGCGACGUGCAGGGGUCGGCAGCAGAGCCAGCAGAGUGCCCGCAGUGCAGAGUUCUUCACGCGGAGAUCAGACGGCUGAAGCAGCGGAUCGCCGUCUUGACCCAGGCCGGCAAGCGCACCUGGGAUCUCUUGAUUUUGUCGAACCAGGAGGUGGUCCGACUGCGCAGAGAAGUCCGAUCGAAAACCCGCCAGCUGCCACCACCAGCCGAGUUGGAGGCACAGCAGAAGAGCUCCGCCUGUCCCUGGCCCAUAGAGACCAGCAGGUGCAGGAGCUGCGUGCUGCGCUCUUCUCCGAGCGUGGGGAGGUGCAGGACCUGCGCGCUGCGCUCCUCGCGGAGCGCCAAAAGAACGCUGCGCUCGAGGCGCUUCUUGCGCGCAUCUUACAAGAAGGGCGGUGUGCAUUUCGGCGAAGUCUUAUGUCGCCUCUUUCGCUGGACCUGUCCCGACGCACGCGAGCAGAGUGGUUCGUCUGAAAAGAAGCGAUGA